CUCCACUCGAGCCUGGCCUUCUUCCCUUCUUCCUAUGCUCUCACCCCACCUCUCGCUCCCCUGCUCUCCUCAAAACUCCCAUUUGCAGUUAUAGUGCAGAACCGAGCACGACAACCGCGUAGCCGGUAUAUAACUGGUCAGAUGGUAUUGAUAGUCGGGGUCGUGCAAGCGGCGAACGAGAGAGAGGAGAGGGGGUUUCGUACAAGAACGUUGAAACCCUUCCCAUAACCUAUGGAACCCAUGGCCCACGCGCUGUAUUAUGCUAACAAAGGCUCCGGUGAGACAAGGUACAGUACCUAGGUCAGGUAGAUCAGAACUUGGAGUGAGAUGCAUUUUUAUGGUAUUUAUAUAGCUUCUUCUCCCUCCCCCUUUCCAACUCCAUUUCAGUCUUCCGUUUCCUCCGGUUGCACAUCUGAGAUACCUUAUUUGUUCCUCUACCUUCGUGGAAGCUCUAUACUUUCCCGAAGGAAUAUCUAUUGUCUUAGGUAAACCAUUAGUUUACUUUUUCAGAGCCUAGGCAAUUCCAAUUCCGUGAACUUGGAUUGCCUCGUCAUCCUUUCUUGGAUACCCAUAUCAAAUAGCAUAUUGUCGUUGCUUCUGUGUAACUAAGCCACCCAUUCUAAUUUACUCUUAAGUCGCCACCAUGGUUGCCAACGACAAGCCCGCUUCUACCUUUAGGUACAAUGAGAAGCCUGUGUAUACCACCUCCAAUGGAUACCCUAUCCAGCACCCCUCUGCCUGGCAGCGAGUGGGCACACACGGUCCCCUCCUGCUUCAGGACUUCCACCUAAUUGACCUCCUCGCCCACUUCGACCGCGAGCGAAUCCCCGAGCGUGUUGUCCACGCCAAGGGAGCUGGUGCCUAUGGAGAGUUCGAGGUCACUGACGAUAUCAGUGAUAUCACCACUAUUAACAUGUUAACUGGCGUUGGCAAGAAGACACCUCUUGUUCUUCGCUUCUCUACUGUCGGUGGUGAGAAGGGUUCAGCCGAUAGCGCCAGAGAUCCUCGAGGAUUUGCUAUCAAGUUCUACACACAAGAAGGUAACUGGGAUUGGGUCUACAACAACACCCCCAUCUUCUUCCUUCGAGAUCCCUCCAACUUCCCAUUGUUCAUUCACACUCAGAAGCGUAACCCUCAGACCAACCUAAAGGAUGCCACUAUGUUCUGGGAUUACUUGUCUACCCACCAAGAAUCCAUCCACCAGGUCAUGCACCUCUUCUCCGACAGAGGAACACCGUUCUCUUUCAGGCAUAUGAACGGAUACUCUGGCCACACCCACAAAUGGGUUAAGCCUGACGGCUCCUAUGUCUACGUCCAGGUACACCUAAAGACCGACCAAGGUAGCAAGACUUUGAACAAUGAGGAAGCUGGCAAGUUAGCUUCUGAAAACCCCGACCAUGCCACUCAGGACCUAUUUGAGGCUAUCCAGAGGGGCGACUUCCCAAGCUGGACAGUCUACGUCCAGACCCUGACGCCAGAACAAGCUGAAAAGUUCAAGUGGAAUAUCUUUGACUUGACCAAGGUUUGGCCACAGGCUGAGGUACCUCUCCGACGCUUCGGAAAGUUGACCCUCAACAAGAAUCCCGAGAACUACUUCGCUGAGAUCGAGCAAGUAGCCUUCUCCCCAUCUCACCUUGUCCCUGGUGUUGAGCCGUCGGCAGACCCAGUGCUACAGUCUCGUCUGUUCUCCUACCCAGAUACCCACCGACACAGACUUGGCGUCAACUACCAACAAAUCCCUGUAAACGCACCCCUCAAUGCCUUCAACCCCUUCCAGCGUGAUGGUGCCAUGUCCGUAAAUGGAAACUACGGCGCCAACCCCAACUACCCAAGCAGCUACCGCCCCUUGACUUACAGGGACAUCAAGCCCACAAACCCUCACGAGCAGUGGACUGGUGCCGCUGUAAGCGACCUGUUCGACCAAGUCCAAACCCAUGACUACGAGCAGGCCAACGGUCUCUGGAAGGUCCUCGGGCGAACUCCCGGUCAACAGGAGAACUUCGUCCACAACGUUUCAGUCCACCUAUCUGGCGCGCACAAGGACACCCGAGCACGAACCUACGACAUGUUUACCAAAGUCAACCCCGAACUGGGCUCCGCUAUCAAGGCCGCGACUGAGAAGAACGUCAAGCUAUGAUAACGAGAUAUCAGGCAAAUUAAUAAUUGAACUGAGGAUUAAAACGAUAUGUAUGUAUGACGGUAAAAAGAACUUGCUCUACUUAGUAUCGCAAAAUCUACCAAGUCAAUAUAAUGAGGGGUUAAAUAAUCACCCAACUCAUCUACAA
This is a messenger RNA of Hypoxylon trugodes, 2285 nucleotides long. Its product is annotated as catalase-domain-containing protein. Bases 644 to 2137 code for a protein of 497 amino acids. Gene Ontology annotation, cellular component: peroxisome; mitochondrion; cytoplasm. Gene Ontology annotation, molecular function: catalase activity; heme binding. The transcript is spliced from 3 exons. Gene Ontology annotation, biological process: hydrogen peroxide catabolic process; response to hydrogen peroxide. The record is from RefSeq and is a predicted model, not a curated record. Lineage: Eukaryota; Fungi; Ascomycota; Sordariomycetes; Xylariales; Hypoxylaceae.